AUGAAAUCCGCUAUUGCCGUCGCGGCGAUCUUCGCCACAUCUGCCCACGCGAUAGCGACCAGCGGCAAAUUCACUGCCCUGAGCUUCAAUGUGGCUGGUCUUCCGCAGAUUCUUCAAGGAAAUGAGGUGAAUGGAUCCAAGACCGAUAACUCCGGCUUGAUUGGCACCUACUUUGCCAAGUAUGGUUACGAUCUGAUCCAUCUGCAAGAGGACUUCAACUACCACGCAUACAUCUAUGCGACCGAUAACCACCAGUACCGAACGCCUACCUCGGGAGGUGCCGCCAUCGGCAGUGGGCUGAAUUCGUUGUCCAACUACAACUGGGUGGACUUUGUCCGGUCCAAGUGGAACACCUGUUCAGACGCGUCGGGCAGUGACUGCCUGACUCCCAAGGGAUUCACAUUCAUGCGAUGGAACCCGUCCGAGGGUGUCUUUAUCGACGUGUACAAUGUCCAUGCCGAUGCUGGCACCGAGGCCGACGAUGAAAAGGCCCGCAACAGCAACUUGCAACAGGUCGCAGACUACAUCGACACCUGGUCCGUCGGCAAUGCGGUGCUGGUGAUGGGCGAUACCAACAGCCGGUACACCCGCCAGGACGACACCGGCAUUCGCGUCUUCAAGUCCCAGAACGGACUCAAGGAUGCCUGGGUUGUCAAUGAGAAGGGUGGUGUCUACCCCACCGCUGGCGCCGAUGCCCUUCUGUGCGACAACCCAUCCGCCAGCUUGACGUGUGAAACCGUCGACAAGGUCCUCUAUCGUGGCUCGAACCUCGUGUCCCUCUCCGCCGAUAGCUUCCUGUACGCGGGCAAGCAGUUCCUCAACACCAACCCUCAGUAUCUGGGUCAAAUCCUGUCGGACCACAACCCGGUCCUGGUCGGCUUCUCCUGGUCCACGUCGAGCGCUCUCCGCCAGAGUCAGUUCUCAGGCGGUCCCCACGGGGACUGGUUCAACGAUGCGCCCAAGCUGCCCGCUUCUCCCGUCGCAUCGGUCCUGACGUUCCGUGGUUCCAAACGCUUGGACGGUGUUUCUAUCAAGUUGACCGAUGGGACCACCUUCACCCACGGCGGUACCGGCGGCACUGCCAACAGCCUCACGCUCGCCGCGGGAGAGCGCUGGAUCAGUACCGAGCUUUGCACCGGCCAGUACAACGGCUGGACUCGCAACUUUUACAUCAAGGCGACCACCAGUAAGGGACGGACCCUGGAGGCAGGCACUGCCACUGGCGAUUGCUCCACUUUUGUAGCUGACUCUGGAUACGGGGUUGUUGGCUUUAUGGGACAGGAUGGGGAUGAGAUUGACCAGUUGGCGCUCAUCUAUGCUCGGUAUGCGUGA
Messenger RNA from Penicillium oxalicum, 1332 nucleotides. Its product is annotated as endonuclease/exonuclease/phosphatase family protein. The coding region runs from base 1 to 1332 and encodes 443 amino acids. Gene Ontology annotation, molecular function: sphingomyelin phosphodiesterase activity. NCBI's taxonomy places the organism in Eukaryota, Fungi, Ascomycota, Eurotiomycetes, Eurotiales, Aspergillaceae. Gene Ontology annotation, cellular component: cytoplasm. The record is from RefSeq and is a predicted model, not a curated record. The transcript has 3 exons.